UGCGCGAGUGCUCUCUUGACGGUGGAACGACCCCGACGCCCGGCGAACGCCGACUCGCCCGUGUUUGAACAACGUCGCCGCCCUGUUUGCGUUCUCGCGGCGCCGCCGACCUUCCCGAACGUGCUGCGUGGAUUAUUUGUGGUAUUUCGUUGCGGUGGAGUCGCCUCACGGGAGAUCUGCAGGAAGCAGAAACUGAUUAUGUGAAUGCACUGAUCAAGAAAACGAAAACGUCAUGAAUAUAAACAAUAACCACAUGAGCACCAGUGCCCAGGGCAGGGUGCGAGCGAUGGCCUCCAGCUACAGCAACGGCAUCACUUCGCCGUCUCAAAUUCCCUUGCCCAAGUACACAACAACUUUCCGGUUUCCUUCCGACACGUCGCCUCAACAAUCGACCCAACAACCGGAACAAAACGGCAAUGAAUACAGAUGGAAAACAAAAUACGAGGAAGCGGAGAGAAAACGUAAAACGCUGUUGACAGAAAACCAGAAAAGUGCUAGAGAUUACGCCAACCUUGAACGACGUUUCAAAGACCUAAACAACGAAUGUAAUGGACAUCAACGUCUUUUGCAAGAGAAAACACAAGAAUUCAUUAAACUUAAACAAGGUGCUCUAUCGAUUCUAAAUACUGAGGACGCCUAUGACGAGAAGGAAUUGAGCGGCCUCAAUAUCAACACUUGGUGGGGGUGGUAUUCACAAAAUCGAGAGCUCAAAAGGAAGAGUGCAGUGUUGGUUCAGAAGUUUUUGGAAGUAUCCCCUGCUGGUGUGCUUGAGUUAGCUGAUGAAGGUGAUAAUUCCAAUUCUGCAAAUAAAGAAGAUGAUGAGUUGGAAGGAUUGAGAAACACUGUAAAAGGUCUGAGUGAAGAAGUAGCUAGACUCCAAACAGAACUCAAAACAGCUCGCCUACAAGAAUUUGAAGCUCAAGAGCAAGUCAUUAAUUUGACUGCACAGUUGGAAGAAGAAUGUUCUGCUCGCUCUCGAGCAGAAACUGAACUUCGUGAAUUACGUGCCAUGAAAGAAAACAUGGGCCAUGUAUCAAAGCUUGUUGCUGUGGAAAUGGCCAGUCUUCGUGAACAAUGUGUACAAGAGAGGGAAGUGGCACUUCGAAUGAAAUCAGAAGCUAAUGCAGCCCAAAAAGAAAGAAAUGUCCUGGCUCAUCAAAGUGCUCUAUUACUAAGUGAAGUGGUUGGUGAUGAAAAGUUAUUGAGGAUUUUGCAAGAAGUAGAGAGCCUGAAACGACAAAUGGAAGAACAGCAACAGAAGCAUGCGGCUGAAAUGCAUGAUAUUCAGGAAAAACUGGAACAAGCAGAAAAUGAUGCUCAACUAGAAGUUCUCCAAGAAAAGUUGAAACUCUCAGAGUCUGAACUUGAAUGUGCUUUACAAAGAGCUGAAAGAGCUGAGAAACAAACUGCCCAACUCUCUGGAAAAGUAAAUCAGUUGGAAGAAGAAUUAGAUCAUCUCAAAUGUCCCCCUCCGCCACCUCCUCCACCUCUUCCUCCCCCACCACCACCUCCACCUAUUCCAAGUGGAGGCAUUAGCAUGCCCCGGAAAGCAUCAACUAUUUCGCUCGACAGCAUAACAAAACCCACAGAGGAGAAAACUACUGGUAAUCCAGUUCUUGACAUGGCAAACAUGUUGGGAAUCCCUCGUAAAAUGUCCACUGCUCCACAAAGUGGUGCCAUAGAUGACAUUAUUAACCAAAUCAAAGGAGGACGCUUCACUUUAAGAACUCCAGAGAAACAACAAAGUCGCAAGGAAGAAGAAACUCCAGCAGCUGUUCAAGAAAUGCUUAAUGUGUUGGGAACUUUAAAACGAAGACAAAAGAACCCUGCUCGGCAAUCUCCUUCAUGCCAUCAACUUGCUGAUGUAGCGUUGUAAGACUGAGAAAUUUUUUAAUUCCAUGUUUGUCCUUACUUCUGUUUUUGAAUGAUUUUAUAUAGUUUGUGAUUGUGUUCUGAGAGUAAGUUAAUGUUACUCACCUGUUUUUUGUCACUGGUGCUAUCUUGCUCAUUUCGUAUGAAAGUAAAUUUUAAUUUGAUUAUGAUGGUACUUUUCUCAGAUCUUAUAAUGUUGUACACAACUUCCUGUUGUAAAUAUUCUUUCAAAAUCUUGUACAAACAGUAUUAAACCAAAAAAAAUGAAGUUUUGUGUUUUUCUUGUUUCUUUAAAUGGACAUUUCAAGUUAUCAUCGUACUCUUGAAUUGAAAAAUUUAAUGUGUUCAAGUCUUGUCAUAACUUAGAUAUCUAUCUCUCAUUUUUUGUUAUGUUCCUGAGAGACAUUCUAUAUUGAUUUCACAUCCCAUGUGCCCUGGCAAGUGUUAAAUAUCUAGUACCAUAAUUACAAUUGACAUUUGUCAAAUAGCAUAAUAUCUGAUUCCGUCCGCAGAAGCCUACGAACGCAGCAAAAUAUCAAUUUUCAAAUAAGUUUCAAUACUACGAUUUUCCAUUUUAAAUAAGCAUCCUUUUGGGGCCAUAUUUUUCCUGAGAAUGAAAGAAAGGACAAUGUGCAUGUUAAUAAUUAAUUUAGUAAUAUUUUCAAUGAUGAUGAAAUGAGAUCAUAAUACCUAGUGGUAAAGUAUAUUUGAAGAUCUUAUCACUAGAGAUAUUACAGGUCAUUACUGCAGCAAGGAAGGAGUUGAUUUGAUUCCCCUUAUUUUUUAAAUUAAAAGCAAUGAGAGAUACAAAAUUUUCAGAUCAAUAAAACAAUUAAUUAAACAUUAACCUUGUUCAAGUUACAAAGAGAGAGCCUUGGGCUACGAUUGAAAAUAUCUUGACUCGCAAAUAUACAUUGGAUAUUUAGGCUCUACAAUUUUUUAUUUUAGGUGUCUCAAAGGGGGUCUUAAAAAAUAAUAUAGAUUGUAUAUUUUUUAAAUGCAGAAUAAAUUUGUAAUAAGAAAAUAAGUUUUUAUUUCAAUUUUAUUCUCGGUUGUCACCACACUGUUAUUGGGUAGGCAAUUACAUUGGGAAUAUGUCAGCACAGUACAUGUCUUCCACAAUGUCAGAGCUUAAGUGUCUUCAAUUGAGUGUCAGAGCUAGAGCAAUAAACCAGAAGACCCAAAUUCGAUUUCCACUUACAGCGACAGAUAAGGAGGAAGGGCAGAAGGGAGAAGACUACCAAUUAUGAUAAAAUACUAUAGGGUAAAGAUAAAUAAGAAAUGUAACUAAAAUAGAAAACUUAAAGUAGCAGCCUCCAAAUCUAACUUGAAACAGGAAAAGGCUUAUUGACAUUUGUACACAUUAAUGAUGAUGAUGAUGAUGAUGCCUGAAGUAAUAAAAUAUACUAGCUGAACCCUUACAAACAUUCUGCUCUCUACAAAUCAUUAUUUUUAAAAUGAAAAACAGAAUGAAACUGGAUCCUAAUUUUUGAAGGAUCAAUAAUAAAAGGUUAAAGGUCUUAUUUAGUAGAAUAGUAAGAAACUACCUAUUCCCUCCCUGUCCCCACAAACCCCUAAAUCUAGUCAUUAAUUUCUCAAAUUAUAAGUUUUUCUUGGGGGGUGGGGGGUAUGGCUUAAAUAGUAUGAACGCUACUUGUGACAUUCCCUAAAAAUAAAGAAAUACUCAAAGAAAAUUAUUCUAUGAUUCAAAUAUGCAUUUUUAAUAGCUACUGGUCACUAAAGGGAAAAUGUUUAAACUUAAAGAUUGCUAUUGCUUCAUCAAAUAAUAUGAUUUGCAAGAAUUAUGGCAAUACAAAUCUGAAGAAUCUUCCUUUCUUUAGGUAAGACUUACAAGCAAGUCUUUUUUGCACAUAAAUUAAUAGAAUUUGUAAUUUUUUGGCAUAAAAUAAUUGUGAAAAUAAAUAUAUCUUAUAUGGUUAGUUUUCUGCAGAUUCUAUUGAUUAAUUUCAAUAAGCAAGAUAAUUUAUUUGUAGGUCUGUCACUCAACAAUUUGCAAAAGAAAAAACUGAAUUACUACAUUUUAAUUGACUUUCAUUGUUUAAAUAUUACUGUGAAAGAUCAUAUUUAAUCCAGGAGUGCCUGCAAUAGAUCUGUGAUAUCCAAGCCAAGGCAAUUUUAUGUCCCUAAAUUAUUGCGACCCAUUGCUGAUAUUUCAUAUAUUCCUUCAUUUCUGUGAACGCUUCACUUUUUUUUCCAAUGCGGUAUUAUGGCAUUAUUUUUAGCCAUGUCUAUGACAAGUGCAUAAUUCAGAAAAUGUAAUCAUUUGUCUUAUCUAAGAUCUACCGUCACAAUUUCUUCUCAAAAGGAAAGAUGUGCAAGAGACGUCUGUAAGGAACUGUAAAAUGUAUGCUUAUUUAGAACAUGC
Gryllus bimaculatus (two-spotted cricket) is the source of this 4258-nucleotide messenger RNA. NCBI's taxonomy places the organism in Eukaryota, Metazoa, Arthropoda, Insecta, Orthoptera, Gryllidae. The record is from the annotation of a GenBank genome assembly.